AUGGCGUCAGCAGAAAGAAAUCCUAUUAUGAGGUUGAAGGAGUAUGCUGGCCAAGCCAAGGCCGGCUCACUUGAAUGGCUUUACACAAAAGGUACCAGUCGCUGCAGUAAUGAACACGAUAGGAGGAAUACUUAUGAAUACGAACAUCCUUAA
Sclerotinia sclerotiorum 1980 UF-70 is the source of this 153-nucleotide messenger RNA. RefSeq lists its product with no specific name. The transcript is spliced from 2 exons. The record is from RefSeq and is a predicted model, not a curated record. Bases 1 to 153 code for a protein of 50 amino acids. NCBI's taxonomy places the organism in Eukaryota, Fungi, Ascomycota, Leotiomycetes, Helotiales, Sclerotiniaceae.